GUAUUAAACACAAAAUGAAUUUUUCAAUAGGUUAAUUUUAAUUUGGAUUCUUUGGAAAGUUGUAAAAACUGAAUUAAUUAUUAUAAGUAAAAGUAAUUAGAUCUUUCUCCUCGAAUCUAAGAAUUAGUAAAAUUAUGGCAGCCAGAAAAAAACUACAGCUACCCAAAUCGGUUUUGGAUAUGAAAUUUAUGAAGAAAACAAAGGAAAGGCUUGAAAAAGAAUUGGAAAACACUCUUGGCCAUGAGGAUUUGUACUCGAAUAUAAUUACUAAUGAAAUGCGGCAUGCUACUGGAAAUUUUAUUUCUGAAUCAAGUUUUAUUUUUUGCGAGGACCUGAUAGAAGGUAGACUAUCUUUCAAAGGCAUGAACCCUGAAAUAGAGAGGUUAAUGGAAUCUGAAAAUAAACAGAAUGAUUGCGAAGGUGAAAUGCAAAAGGACAUUUCUGACGAGAUUUUGGCUAAAAAGAUGAACAGUUUCAACAAAAGAAAAAGACCAUCAAGUCCAAGCAAAUAUAAUGUACCUAAGAAAAGGAAAUGAAAUGAAAUGAAAUAAGAUAAGAAAAUAAAAUGUGAUAACAAAUGUACAGCUUAAAUUAAUACAUAGAAUAUUAAUGUUUGAAAAUUUAA
Molecule: messenger RNA, 625 nt
Organism: Maniola jurtina (meadow brown)
Lineage: Eukaryota; Metazoa; Arthropoda; Insecta; Lepidoptera; Nymphalidae
Gene: Mpp6
Product: M-phase phosphoprotein 6
Exons: 1
Coding region: 135-536 (133 amino acids)
Biological process (GO): maturation of 5.8S rRNA
Source: RefSeq, a predicted model, not a curated record